Molecule: messenger RNA, 2487 nt
Organism: Theileria orientalis strain Shintoku
Lineage: Eukaryota; Apicomplexa; Aconoidasida; Piroplasmida; Theileriidae
Exons: 6
Coding region: 1-2487 (828 amino acids)
Source: RefSeq, a predicted model, not a curated record
AUGGUAUUUGAUAAAACAAAAAAGAAUCAGACCGCAACAAAGGUCGCAGAUAACUUAAACGAUUUGUGUAAAAAAUUAAACACAGCUAUCCAGAGGAAAAAAGAUUUGAAAGCAGCCAAAUUCAUAGAUAUAUAUGAUAAGUGCUGUGUUUUGAGAUCGCAAUUGGAAGGGCUAGCCACAAAGUUACUGGACUCAGGAAACACAAGAGAGUUUGAAUACGUGGCGAACAUAUCACACACGUCGAGUAAAAUACUGAGUAACUACGAGAAGCUGACGAGUAGGCCGAGUUAUCAGCCGAGCCUUACGAAUUAUUCAUCGCUUAACACACUUAACCUCACGAGCAAUACCAGGAAUGUGCAGGGGCAUAACAUUCGGCCAGAGAACCUGGAAGCAAGCGUAAACGUGUCGACAUUUGACGGAAUGAAUAGCAUGGGCAGUUAUGAAGGAAGCUACGGAAACGGAGGAAACAUUAAUGAGAUCCCAAGGAACCUGUCGAAGGAGUCCUCUCAGUCAGAUUGGGCGAAGUUCGACACAGCGUUUGACAACCACGAAAAAACGCCACUGAGCACAGUGAAGGAAGGAUACAAGACGCCGUCAGCAAAGGAGGGCUUCGAACAGAGCCAAAGGUCAGCAAAUAACUACAGAACGCUGAGAGGAGGGAAGGAAGGAGAGUACAGAGAAGAGAGAAGGUACAAGAAGGACUACCUGGACACGAACAUGGACACGAGCAUAGACUACUUUAACACGUCGCUGGACCUGCACAACAUGCAGGACGUGUACUACGAAGAAGACCACGAAGACUACGAACAGGAAGAAGAACAGGAAGAGUUUGGAUACCCAACGCACGCGUUCGAUGAGCCGGAAAAAACAAAUGAAAGAGGAAGAGGAACCAAGGGGGAGCUGAGAGGAUACAGAGUGCCAGGAAGUAAGCAGGGAGCAGGAGAAAGAGAAUAUACGAGAGUCCACGACAGAGAUCACACAGGAGACGGGUACAGAGAACACCAAGGAGGAGUACACAGAUACAGAGAAGAAAGAGGAGCGGCCGGGUACCCAAGAUACCCAGUAGGAGGAGAGUUAGGACCAAGGUACGAAGGAGGAAAGGACAAAGAGGAGGCGAGAGAAGAAUUCAUAGUGAAGACGAAGCUGAAGAGGACGUCAAAGGGAGACCACGAAGAGGAGCGCGAGGAGGGUCUGCGAGAGGCGGAAAAGGACAUGGCGGAGUACAUAAAGAUGCUCGAAAAGUUCCUGCAAAUGACCAAGUUUAACACCGUCAUCAACAGACUUAGCGAGCACGAGGACGACUAUAAAACGAAGCUGAGCUCGCUGCAGUCAUAUUACGCGGACACCUACGACUCGCUGGAGCCGACGACGACGGAAAACACAGGAGUGAGUCACCUGGGAGGAGUAGGAGGACACUCAGCAGGAGUGGUGCAAGCAAGAGCAAAUAUGCAGGCGCAGGAAGGAGAGCGCGGAAGCUGGAGGUCGGCACAAGGGACGGCAGGAGAAGGGCUCCCGAGAGGAGGAAGUCAAGACGAAACGAAGCUGUUCGGAAAGGAAAUUGAGCCUUUGUGGAGGUCGGAGAGCGACGGAGGACUGAGCAACUACCUGGGAGACUUCCUGCUAAACUCAGACUAUAGACUGAUAAGGACGAACAAGUACGAAGUGCACCUGGACAUCAACCAGCUCAACAGAGAAGACUUCAUGCUUAACCUGCAGCUCUACUUCGUAGCAAAGAUCAACAUAGCCUCCCUAAACAUGAACUACCAUAGGGCACGCCGCCGAAGGAGCGCUGGUACCCUCAGGGAGAGGAGGCAGCGGAGGAAGAAUGGGAGGAGGCGCGAUGACGGCACCGAACAGCACAAGGGCCUGACGGGAGGAAUAAUGCUGGUCGACGAGAGGCCACUGGCGAAGGAAAACAGCCUCACCAUCAACCUGAAGGUGGACCUGAAGACAGUGAUAGACUUCCCAGUGCUGCAAAUUAAACUGAUAGAAAACGACGGAAACAAAAGCGAGUUGAGGCUGCUGCUGCCAGUGGGAGUGUUCCUCACACUGGUGCCACUUAAGUAUAAGCUUAACCAGUUCGAGGCAUUCUGGAACUCAAUGGAAAUGACAGUUAACAGGCAAAUCAGACUAUUCCUGAGUAAGCUGCCGCUGGACCUGAACAACCUGAUCAACCUGCUCUGGAAGUACUUCUCAGUGUACCUGCAGGAGGACGUGCUCCUGCUGAGCAGCUGCGGCACGGAGGUGCUCCUGGGCUCCAUCUUCAUCAAGCAGGGGACGCUGGUGGUGGUGCAGCUGCGCAGCAUCUGCAACGCACUCAUCGCGAGCACGAUGAGCGUGCUCAAGGAGCUAUUCAGCAGCCUCAGCGUCAAGUACGACGCGAACAUUUCGAACUACACGCUCAAGAGAGUCUCCUCGCUGCCGCUCAACUUCCAGUCGAACGUGCAGCUGAACGCAGUGGUGAAGUCGAUAGUGAACUACAAAUAA